GUGCUCCAGCGGCACGGCCCGGCCCGCGCUGCCGCCCUUCCCGCACUCCUCCCGCCGGCCGGGAGACACCUGCCCCGGGCACGGCCGGGCCCCCGCCGCCGCUCCCCACCAGCGCCUCGCCGGGUCGGCCGCUGUGCGCGACAGAGGCUGCCCGGCCAAGCCCGUCUCCUCUCCUGCGGACAAGGAGGAGUAGGUUAAGAAUAUGAGUCUCUACAAUCUGGACCGGUUUCGCUUUGAGAAGAGGAGAGGCGCGGAGCGGGAGUCGCUGUCCCCUUCGGCAGCCCCAGGGGCGGCAGCUGAUGCUGCCGUGGCGGGCGGUGCCGCUGGAGGGGAGGAGGAUGAAGCUACAGAUGACAGCAACAGGCCAGAUACCCCGGCUUCGGAUGUGACAGAGAUAACCGAGUAUCCCACCAUCCCAGAAACUCCCGAAGCUCAGAGGACAAAGAAGCAAUUCUAUUUCAAGCAUCAGCGAGGGGUGCAGUUCCUAGACACGUCUUCAGAUAGUGAAGAUGAAGAACCAAGAAACUUCAGUGCUGCAAAAGAAAACAAGGCUCUGAGGAGAGACGUGGCCGUAAUCUCUGAUCAGUCUGAUGAUGAUGAAGAGUCUGAAGAUGAACUGCCUAAGAUGGCAUUUGUAAAUGGUGGAGAUCAGCAGCCAGCUAUGAAGAAGGAUGUAGAGGAAGACAUCAGAGACUCGAAGCUGCAAACAUUGAAGGAACUUUUUCCCCAAAGAAGUGACCAAGAAUUACUAAAAUUGAUAGACUCGUCAAGCACAAUGGAAGAAGCAGUAGCUGCUGGUUUGAAGCUCAAUGACAAAGCUGCCUCUGGUAAAAGGAAAGUAAGAGAUUCUCCCACAAAUUACAAAACCAGGAAGGAGCAAGUUGCAAAGAAGUCCAAAGCUAGUUAUCUUGAUGACUCAGAACCCCAAAGACAAUGGGAGAGGCAAGAGAUGCUUGUGAAGAGGCUUCAAAAGAUAUUCCCUGGAUUGGAUAAGGAGGAAAUAAGAGAAGUACUUGAGGAACAUAACUGGGUGUAUGAUGAAGCACUGGAGGCCCUGACAAUAUUUGCAGAUGAUGAGGAAAUGGGAUUUUCUCCCAGAAGAAAAACUUCUAACUUGACCAAAGCCUCCACCAAGAGCACAAGUGAUGAGAGCAAAGAGAAGACAAAGCAGAAACCUGAGAAAGAGCAGAAUGGCUUUCAGAAAAAGGCCAAAACCAAAAGGAGCAUUUGGAAUAUUACAAGAGAAACACAAGGCUCAGAGGACGAGUCAGCUUCCGAAGACGGUGGUAGCUCCCUCGACGAGGACUAUGGUGGUGCUGAUGAAGUGAUGGAAGAUGGCUACAAAGUGAAAAUCCUCAGCUUCCUGCAGGAUGCUUCCCCGGGUGAACUGACUUUGAUCCCCCAGUGUUCUCAGAAAAAGGCUCAGAAGAUAAUCGCGCUCCGGCCCUUUAACACCUGGGAGGCUCUGUUUACAAAAAUGACUACAACUGCUGGUUUGUCAGAAGAUAUAGUGUGGAACUGCAAGAUACUGCUGAAGGAGAGGGACGUGGUUUUAAAGCUCAUGAAUAAAUGUGAAGAUAUUUCAAAUAAACUGACAAAGCAAGUAACCAGGAUUACUGGAGAUGGAGGAUGUGGAUGGAACAUAGAGCAACCCUCCAUUCUGAAUCGGAGUUUGAAACUGAAGCCGUAUCAGAAGAUUGGUUUGAACUGGUUAGCACUGCUGUAUAAACACAGAUUGAAUGGCAUAUUGGCUGAUGAAAUGGGCUUGGGAAAAACAAUUCAAGCUAUUGCAUUUCUAGCUUAUCUCUACCAAGAGGGCAAUAGAGGUCCCCAUUUGAUAGUUGUGCCAGCUUCAACAUUAGAUAACUGGAUAAGAGAAGUUCAUCUGUGGUGUCCUGAGCUGAAUGUCCUUUUUUACUAUGGAUCUCUAGAAGAUAGGAAACAUCUCAGGCUGGACAUUAUUAAUAAAGUCAUUGAUUUCAAUGUGAUCGUAACUACAUACAACUCUGCAAUUAGUAGCUCAGAAGAUCGAGGACUGUUCCGCAAGUUGAAGCUUAACUAUGCCAUUUUUGAUGAAGGUCAUAUGCUCAAGAACAUGAGCUCUGUACGCUACCAGCACCUUAUGACAAUCAACGCCAAGAAUCGCUUGCUGCUAACAGGGACUCCAGUUCAAAAUAAUCUGUUGGAAUUGAUGUCCCUCUUGAAUUUUGUCAUGCCACAUAUGUUCAGCAGUAGCACGAGUGAAAUUCGAAGGAUGUUCUCUUCAAAAACAAAGAGUGCUGAAGAACAAAGCAUAUAUGAAAAGGAGAGAAUUGCACAUGCAAAGCAGAUAAUAAAACCAUUCAUCUUGAGAAGAGUAAAAGAUGAGGUCCUUAAACAACUACCUCCCAAGAAAGAUCUCAUUGAAUUAUGUGCCAUGUCUGAGAAACAGGAACAGCUCUAUUUUGAUCUCUUAAACAAGCUCAAGAAAACUAUUAAAAGUAAUGAGAAAAACUCUGAUAUGGGAAAUGCAAUGAUGCAACUUAGAAAAAUGGCUAAUCACCCUCUCUUGCAUCGUCAGUAUUACACGAAUGACAGGCUCAGGACCAUGUCCAUGCUUAUGCUCAAGGAACCCACACAUUGUGAUGCUAACCCUGACCUUAUCUUUGAAGAUAUGACAGUAAUGACAGAUUUUGAGCUGCAUUUGCUUUGUAAACAAUAUUCUCACAUCAGUGAAUUCAAGUUAGACAUGGAUCAGAUCUUGGAUUCUGGGAAGUUUAGAGCACUGGAACACAUUCUCUCUGACCGUAAAGAAAAGGGUGAUCGAGUUGUGUUGUUCAGCCAGUUUACUAUGAUGUUGGAUAUCUUGGAAGUUUUCCUAAAACACAGACAACAUAGAUAUAUCAGACUGGAUGGAAAAACACAGAUACCUGAUCGGAUACAUCUAAUAGAUCAGUUCAAUACAGAUAUGGGAAUAUUUGUAUUCCUUCUGUCAACCAAAGCUGGUGGCUUGGGAAUUAAUCUGACCUCAGCAAAUGUCGUUAUUCUUCAUGACAUUGAUUGCAACCCGUACAACGAUAAGCAAGCAGAAGACCGAUGCCACAGAGUAGGUCAGACAAGAGAAGUAAAAGUCAUAAAGCUAAUCAGUAAGGGGACUAUUGAAGAAUCCAUGCUCAAAGUCAGCCAGCAGAAAUUGAAGUUAGAACAGGAUAUGACCGCAGCGGAUGCAGGAGAAGAAGGAACCAUUCCAGCAGAUAUAGCCACACUAUUAAAAGCUUCGUUGGGUCUCUAAAAUGUAAAUAUGUUGUGAAAUUCAAGGAAAGGUGAUGAUGUACCCCAAGGACUCUUACAUUACUGAUGACCAGGAGUUUUAUGAACAUUUAUAACUUUUUAUAGUUUCUUUAUUGUAUUCCUCAUGAUGUUGAAACUUUUUAACACCGAUAGCAUUCUUAGGAUGCUUUAAAACAUAAAUGGCCCAAAUGUGCCAACAAGAGAUGCUGAAUAAACAUUAUUUUACAGAUCACUUUUCAAAAUGGGGACCUAAAUAGUAAUUGUUUUAACCAAUCUACUACUGCUUAAGAUUUGUCAGUAUUUUUGUAAUUAUUUCUACCUCCAAAUAUAAAUAUAUAUAUAUAUAUAUAAACUGUCUGUUUCACUGGAUUCUGAGUGUAGAUUUUUUUAUAUGUGCCUUAUUUGACAAUGCUCGAGUCUGUUUGUUUCUGCUUGUUUGGGUUCAUUUGAUGUACCGUACUGGUUUUGUAUCAACUUGUUCCAAUAAAAUUCUGUAGAUUGACAAAA
Molecule: messenger RNA, 3777 nt
Organism: Myiozetetes cayanensis
Lineage: Eukaryota; Metazoa; Chordata; Aves; Passeriformes; Tyrannidae
Gene: SMARCAD1
Product: SWI/SNF-related, matrix-associated actin-dependent regulator of chromatin, subfamily a, containing DEAD/H box 1
Exons: 24
Coding region: 203-3271 (1022 amino acids)
Cellular component (GO): nucleus
Molecular function (GO): ATP binding; DNA binding; chromatin binding
Source: RefSeq, a predicted model, not a curated record